CUUGUAAUUUGUACAUGUAUAUAAACGGUACUGCCUUUCAGAGUAUAUCACAUCUUCUCAAGAUUUGGCAACAUGCUCAGCAGAUUUGUUCUUUUUUUAGGGCUGGCUUGCCUGGUCGUCCGAGCGACAUUCGUCCCUGAAGCUCCGGCCCGUAACGUUUGCGCGGAUUGCAACGGUGUGAUGAGAGAUUUUACAAGUGUGGAGGCAAUGCAUGAAUUUAACUCCCAUAAUGACGAAUACUGUGACGUUCAGCACAGCGGAAGUUGUAGCACAGUAGUUCCAUGCUUCUGUACUCGGCAAUAUGAACCACGAUGUGCAUGGAACGAUCGUAAAUUUAAAAACUUUACAAAUGAAUGCGAAAUGAGAAGAUUCAAUUAUCAAUACUAUGAUCGUUACGCAGCUGUUUCCAACUGCCUAUGUCAUCCCGAUGCUAACAAAGAUUUGUUUUAAUCAUCAGAUUUUAAAAAAAUGUUAUAACUUUUAAAUAAACGUUAUUCAUGGCAAGUGAAA
Cimex lectularius (bed bug) is the source of this 510-nucleotide messenger RNA. RefSeq lists its product as uncharacterized. Lineage: Eukaryota; Metazoa; Arthropoda; Insecta; Hemiptera; Cimicidae. The record is from RefSeq and is a predicted model, not a curated record. Gene Ontology annotation, molecular function: protein binding. The coding region runs from base 73 to 450 and encodes 125 amino acids. The transcript is spliced from 4 exons.